AAGAUGGCUCAGGCAAAUACAAGACUACUUAAACUAUGGCCACAUAAUUCAUUAUGCCAUUGUUAUCAACAAAGCUCCUGGCCAGCUCUAUUAUCAUAUCACAGAAAUUCUCACAGACACCUUAGUUCAGUCUCGAACAAACCAAUUCAACUUUACAGCCAGAAAUCUUACCCAAGUAUUAGUGUGUUUCCUAAACAGUUUUACAGUGGAUUAAAUUUGUCUACACGAGCAGAUCUACUAGAAGCUAAGAGAGUAAUAAUUAAAUUAGGCAGUGCUGUGAUCACUAGAGAAGAUGAAUGUGGACUGUCUUUGGGACGCUUGGCCUGCAUAAUAGAACAGGUUGCUGAGUUACAGAAUCAAGGGAAGGAGAUGAUGAUGGUAACAAGUGGUGCUAUAGCUUUUGGUAAACAGAAACUACAACAGGAAAUCAUCAUGUCCAUGAGCAUGAGACAGACUCUCACAUCAGCUGACAAAAAUAAGCAUGGUUUAUUUAUUGCCCCAAGAGCUUGUGCAGCAGUUGGACAGAGUGGUUUAAUGUCUCUAUAUGAAGCCAUGUUUAUGCAGUAUGGAGUCAAGGCUGCACAGGUGCUAAUUACAAAGCCAGACAUUGAUGACCCUGAAAGCUGUAAAAAUCUGUGUGGAACAUUGAAUGAGUUGUGUCGACUAAAAAUCAUACCUAUUCUAAACACAAAUGACGCUGUGGCACCGCCACCAGCCCCUGAUAAGGAUCUUAAAGGGGUGAUUAGUCUGAAAGAUAAUGACAGUUUGUCUGCUAGACUAGCCAGAGAAGUCCGAGCUGAUCUAAUGGUCCUGAUGACUGAUGUCAAUGGUAUAUACACUGGACCACCAGGACAGAUUGGUUCCAGACUGCUCCACACCUAUAGCCCAGAUGAUAGGACUAAAGUUACAUUUGGUUUAAAAUCCAGAGUAGGACUUGGUGGAAUGGAGUCUAAGGUUAAAGCUGCAGAAUGGGCCUUAGACAAUGGUGUUGCCACGGUAAUUUGUAAUGGUAACCAGGAUCAUGCCAUCAGAGAUAUAUUUGCUGCAAAGAAAAUCGGAACAUUUUUUACUAAAACAGAGAGUUCUGCCCCUGUAGAAGUCCAGGCUAUACAUGCAAGAGAAGGAAGUAGAGCAUUACAAGCUUUGACUGGUGAACAGAGAGCAGUUAUAAUAAACAAACUAGCUGAUUUAUUACUAGAAAGACAGACAGAUAUUUUGAGUGCCAAUCAGAUAGAUGUAGAUAAAGCUUAUACUGAUGGAGUAGACAGUGUGUUAAUAUCAAGACUUGUGUUAAAUGAGAAGAAGCUGAAGACAUUAUAUACAGGAUUGAAACAGAUAGCUAAAACAUGUAAUUCUAUUGUGGGCAGAGUAACUAGGAGAACUCAAGUGGCCGAGGGUUUAGAACUUUGUCAGGUUACUGCACCAAUAGGCGUACUGAUGGUGAUAUUUGAAUCUCGUCCAGAUGCACUUCCACAGGUAGCAGCUCUGGCUAUUAGUAGUGCUAAUGGUUUGUUACUAAAAGGAGGAAAGGAAGCAUCUAACAGUAAUAAGUUAUUACAUGAAUUGGUGGAAGAGGCAUUGGAACCUUUUGUUCCUAAAGAAACCGUAGCUUUGGUGAGCAGAAAAGAAGACAUAGAAGAUUUGUUACAGAUGACAAACUACAUAGACCUUGUAAUACCCAGGGGGUCUAGUGAUAUGAUAGCUAAGAUACAGGCUGCCAGUAAGGGGAUACCAGUCCUUGGACACAGUGAAGGGGUCUGCCAUGUUUAUAUAGAUAAAGAAGCCAAUCAUGACAUGGCUCUCAAGAUUGUGAGAGAUUCUAAGUGUGAUUAUCCUUCAGCAUGUAAUGCCGUAGAAACCGUACUGAUCAAUAAACAUCUACUAAAGUCAACUUUCUUUGAGACACUUUUAGACAUGUUGAAGAAUGAAGGGGUGAAGAUAUAUGCUGGACCUAGAAUGUCCAGUGUUUUAAAAUUUGGACCACCACCUGCUGUUUCCUUACAUAAAGAAUAUGGAGGAUUAGAAUUGACCAUGGAAAUCGUAGAAAAUACCACAGAGGCUGUCAACCAUAUUAAUAAAUACAGCAGUUCACAUACAGAUGUUAUUAUAACCGAUAAUGAACACUAUGCCAGUGACUUUUUGAGUGGUGUAGACAGUGCCUGUGUAUUUCACAAUGCCAGUACAAGAUUUGCUGAUGGUUACAGAUUUGGUCUAGGAGCAGAGGUAGGUAUCAGUACAACGAGGAUCCAUGCCAGGGGACCAGUAGGAGUUGAAGGGUUACUGACAUCAAAAUGGAUUUUACAAGGACAUGGACAAGCAGCCACAGAUUUUACGGAUGGAAAUGAGCAAUUUAUACAUAAAAGUUUACCAUUGGACUACAGUGACAAAGUGGUACAAAGUAAUGAUCAUACUUCUGAAGAACAGCAAUAGAAUUAUUCUCAAUAUAAAAGUUAAUGGCUACCAAUGAUAUGGUGUUGAUUAUUUACAAAUGCAAAAUUUACAAGGUUAUAAUAUUGCGA
This is a messenger RNA of Mytilus californianus (California mussel), 2519 nucleotides long. Its product is annotated as delta-1-pyrroline-5-carboxylate synthase-like. Gene Ontology annotation, cellular component: mitochondrion; cytoplasm. Gene Ontology annotation, molecular function: ATP binding; glutamate 5-kinase activity; glutamate-5-semialdehyde dehydrogenase (NADP+) activity. The record is from RefSeq and is a predicted model, not a curated record. Bases 4 to 2430 code for a protein of 808 amino acids. The transcript is spliced from 14 exons. NCBI's taxonomy places the organism in Eukaryota, Metazoa, Mollusca, Bivalvia, Mytilida, Mytilidae.